UACAUAUAUUUAUAUAUUAGCGCCCCCGAACCCCAUCAUCACGAAAUAACCCACCACCACCGUCAUCCUCGUCAAACGUCGUAUGGGUGGUAAACAGAAAUCUCAUCCAUUUUUAUGUUGAUUGAUUUUCUAUCCUCCCUCUUUUCUUUUCGAUGCUUAAUGGUAGUCUCGUUUUCGACCUCCCGUUCUAAGAUCUUAUCAUUUCAGGUUUUGAUGAUCGUCUAUUGUGGUUCGACUAGAUUUUGAUAUCAGCAGAUAUUUGCAAUGAUACAAGGUGCUGGCAUCCGGCUUAAUGGGUGGCAACGGGCUGCAAUUGCAGUGGGCUCAGCAGUUGGUGCAUUACUGGACCCGCGAAGAGCAGAUUUGAUAGCAGCUCUGGGAGAGACAACAGGAAAGAAUGCUUUUGAAAGGGUUCUUGAAAGGAUGAAGAAGAGCGCUGAAGGCAGAGCAGUGCUACUGGAGCAGCCUCGUGUGAUAUCUGCAAAUGUGGGGCAUGCAUGGGACCUACCUGAGAACACAUUUGGUGCUGCCUACGCAAGGUUUAUGGGCUCCAGGAACUUCUCCCCAGAUGAUAGGCCACCAGUGCGGUUCCUGGAAACAAAGGAGCUAGCAUAUGUGGCCAUGCGUGCCCGUGAGGUGCAUGACUUCUGGCACACCCUCUUUGGCCUCCCCACCAACUUGAUUGGCGAGUCAGCACUUAAGGUGAUAGAAUUUGAGCAAAUGCUGCUUCCUAUGUGCCUUAUGUCUGUUGUAGGGGGCACGACAAGAUUCAAUGAGAAGCAAAGGGCGAUAUUCUACCAGCACUACUUUCCCUGGGCCGUCAGGGCUGGGAUGCAAUGCACAGACCUCAUGUGUGUAUAUUAUGAGCGGCACUUCCACGAGGAUUUGGAGGUUGUUCGUCAGAGAUGGGGAAUAAUUCCCGCUCCGCCUGCUCCCAGACCAAACUCGACCUGAAUUGCUCAAUGAUAGCUCAGUAUCCUGUUGGGUCAACAGAAACUGUGGUGGAAUUCAUGUGUUCUUUUGCCAUUUUGAUGUAACCGGGAUAAUACUUACCAACAGAAGUGUGUUCAAAGAACUGUAGCAAGGAGCUACAGAACUAGAGAGGGUGGCUUUCACCUUAAUCAUUCAAGAUCUCUUGGUUAAUAUACCAUUGAGCUUUUCAUUGUUCACAAAGAUGGAUGGCAACACAGAUCAAAUUUCGCCGCAGUUGUCAAGACUCAUGCUCCUGCGUAUGCUUCGGGCUUAAAAGAUCUGGCAAUGCGUUUUUUUUAUGCUUGUACAAGAAUAGAAUUAAGAUGUUCCCUAUCGUCAUUACCACAUUUUUUUUUUUUUUUUUUUUUUUUUGCAUUGUUGUGUGCACAUUUAUUGGAAAAUUGUGUAGGGUGUGGCAGUUAGCAUAUGUGCAACACUAUUUUGGCGUCGUGCCUGUAUAGCAAAAUUCCCAAUUUCACAUCCUAUGCUGAGCAACAUGAAUGUAUGUUGGACUGGUGAACUUUUUUUAUUUUUUUCAGAGUGGUAAACUUUAGACCUGCUACACUGUGUAAUUGAUCUAAGAACAUCCUUUUGGUACUGAAUGUACUCUCUUUUAAGUAUAUUAAUGAAUAUACUGGAAUCAGAACCGACCUUGAAGAUCUA
This is a messenger RNA of Cornus florida, 1635 nucleotides long. Its product is annotated as ubiquinone biosynthesis protein COQ4 homolog, mitochondrial-like. The record is from RefSeq and is a predicted model, not a curated record. The coding region runs from base 265 to 954 and encodes 229 amino acids. Lineage: Eukaryota; Viridiplantae; Streptophyta; Magnoliopsida; Cornales; Cornaceae. Gene Ontology annotation, cellular component: mitochondrial inner membrane. Gene Ontology annotation, biological process: ubiquinone biosynthetic process. The transcript is spliced from 3 exons.